Messenger RNA from Westerdykella ornata, 1562 nucleotides. RefSeq names its product aldolase. The coding region runs from base 363 to 1463 and encodes 366 amino acids. Lineage: Eukaryota; Fungi; Ascomycota; Dothideomycetes; Pleosporales; Sporormiaceae. Gene Ontology annotation, molecular function: 4-hydroxy-tetrahydrodipicolinate synthase activity. The transcript has a single exon. The record is from RefSeq and is a predicted model, not a curated record.
CCAGAUUCACCGCCCCUUGCCGUUGGGCGUCGUCACAGCUUUGCCUAGUCGUCCUUCUACGGCCGUGUCGUUUUUGUGUGCCCUGGAUGUUGACCGAUUCCCAUCCUCCCUCCAGACUGUCAGCUGGACCCCCACACUCCUUAUGGGUCUACUAGCUGGUUGCCCCUCUGGCCCAGAACUAUUUAAGACAUCGUCAUCCUCGGUACUCCGUAGGUAUUUCUUGAAUCAUCCUUGACGUGUUCGUAGCGUUCGUACUAGUUUGGCUUUCCCCAAUCCCGUUGUUCUUUGUCACAACUUCCGCUGUCUCCUCGUUGCUCGAACCCCUUUGUCAAUAUAAAAACGCUUCAUCGCCCUUCUCCACCAUGGCACCACAUCACGACGCCCCCUCUCCACCAAACGGCUUCACUUCCAGCACUCCCUAUUCAAUCAAUUCUCAUCCUGUUCGUUCAGUCUACGACAUGUCCCACUAUCAAGACAGAUUUGAGACGAGCUCCGUGGAGUCCAACGAUGUAGGCAUUCGUCGAUCGUUGGUUCCUGGGAUCUAUGUCCCUACUGUGGCAUUCUUCGAACCACACUCUGAGAAUGUGGAUGUUGAGGCCACUGCCAAACACGCCGUCCGUUUGGCGAAGGCUGGCGUGGCAGGAAUCACCACCCAAGGAUCCAAUGGGGAGGCCGUCCACCUGUCUCAUAAAGAAAGGAACCUUAUCACGAGGACAACCCGUAAAGCACUCGACGAUGCUGGAUACGGGUACCUACCUGUGAUCGUUGGCUGUGGCGCUCAGUCGACGAGGGAGGCCAUUGAGCUUUGCGAGGAAGCUGCCGAAUCGGGCGGAGACUACGCAUUGGUGCUUCCCCCGGCAUAUUACCAAGGCCUCUUCUCCAAGGAAACCGUCAAGGACUUCUUUCGGGAUGUCGCAACUGCUUCGCCUAUACCGAUUCUCAUCUACAACUAUCCCGGUGCCGUCUCUGGAAUGGACCUCAGCUCUGACACAAUCAUCGAGCUAGCACAGCAUGAGAAGAUCGUCGGCUGCAAGCUCACUUGCGGAAACACCGGAAAGCUCAACCGCAUAGCGGCUGCGACGCGUGCGGCGACGCUGUCCGAUCCCGGCUCCGGUUUCAUGUGCAUGGGUGGAUCGGUCGAUUUCACUCUGCAGACGUUGAUCGGUGGAGGAUCCGGUAUCAUCGGUGGGACGGCAAACAUUGCGCCCAGAGCCUGCGUGAAGCUGCUGGAAUUGUUUGAAGAGGGCAAAUUCGCGGAAGCUCGCCGGUUGCAGGCCAUCGUGGCUCGCGGCGACUGGGCCUCGAUUCAAGGCGGUGUCAUUGCCACUAAAGCCGCUUUGAUGGCUCACUUUGGUUACGGAGGUUAUUGCCGCAAGCCCCUUCCCAAGCCGAACAAGGAGGAAAUGGUCAGAUGGCGCGAGGCUUUUCAAGAGCUGGUUACACUGGAGAAUCAGCUGCAAUGAAGAGUCACUCCACAGCAUCGAACUGUUCCGACCGUCAUCUGCUCUAGGGAAGUCCGCUCAACUGCACUGAGCGCAGCCCUGUGCCUCAACGUGGCAAGU